This is a messenger RNA of Hemibagrus wyckioides, 1316 nucleotides long. It is a transcript of the gene sypb, whose product is annotated as synaptophysin b. Bases 75 to 959 code for a protein of 294 amino acids. NCBI's taxonomy places the organism in Eukaryota, Metazoa, Chordata, Actinopteri, Siluriformes, Bagridae. The transcript is spliced from 8 exons. Gene Ontology annotation, cellular component: synaptic vesicle membrane; presynaptic active zone; synaptic vesicle. The record is from RefSeq and is a predicted model, not a curated record.
AGCGCGCAUCCCUCCCUCCCUCCCUCCCUCCUCUGCGCUCCUGAUCCUCUUAUCCACUGAAGAAGCGGAUAAAGAUGGAUGUAGUCAACCAGUUGGUGGCCACUGGGCAGUUCACUGUCAUCAAACAGCCGUUAGGAUUCAUCAAGAUCCUACAAUGGUUUUUCGCCAUCUUUGCUUUCUCCACCUGCGGCUCUUACUCCGGAGUCUUCCGCUUGAGUGUGGAGUGUAAGAACCGCUCGGAGAGUGACCUGGACAUCGAUGUUGAGUUCUCCUACCCAUUCAGACUCCAUCAAGUGUGGUUUGACGCGCCCUCAUGUAAAAGUCCCGGGCCGGAGCGCCUGUUCCUCGAAGGUGACUACUCUUCCUCGGCUGAGUUCUUUGUCACUAUCGGGGUUUUCUCCUUCCUCUACUCUAUGGCAGCUCUGUCCGUCUACAUCUUCCUUCUUGAAAAAUACCGUGAGGGAAACCGUGGUGCACGGAUCGAUUUUGUGGUGACGGCUAUUUUCACCUUCUUUUGGUUGGUGAGCUCAUCAGCAUGGGCUAAAGGCCUCUCGGAUGUUAAGGAAAACACCGACCCUGAUGAGGUUAUCAAGUUAAUACCAGCAUGUAGGCAUGAGGAAAACCGCUGUAAAGAAGUGCACGAGCCCAUUGUUUCUGGUCUAAACACGUCUGUGGCGUUUGGCUUCUGUAACCUGGUGCUAUGGGCAGGCAACCUCUGGUUUGUGUUUAAGGAGACUGGCUGGCUCGGUGCUUUUGCUGGCACCUACGUGCCCUCGGGAGGAAAACAACCAGCACCAGACACCUACGGCCAGGCUGGUUAUGGUCAGGACCCUUAUGCUGGCUCCCAGGGCGGGUAUCAACCCGACUACGGGCAACAAGCGGGCGGAUACGAGGGAGGAAGCUAUAACCAGGGAGGAUAUGAUCAGGGUGGACCGACCUCCUUCUCUAAUGAAAUAUGAGUAAAUUCACACAGAACAGCAGCUCUGCGCAGAGCACAGGAGAGAGUGGUUAUAUAACCAAGGAGAAAGGAGCCUGCCUAUUACCCAUGAUCCCACACUCCUCUGUUACCCUGUAUGAACAACGUGUGUACAGUCUGAGGGAGGGAGGGAGGGAGGGAAAGAAGGGAGGGGAGGGUACAUGUGGGAAUUUGGGACAGGGACGUUCAUCAUAUCCAGUGGGAAAUGUGCUUGUCUAAGAGAAACAAAAGGCUGUAAACUAAACAAAUUUUUUUUUUCCCUUGUUGUCGAAUUCUCUGCGGGAGACAUUGACGAAAUGUCUAUUUUAUUAAAGACCAAAAAAAAAAAAAAAAAAAAGAA